AUGUAUCAGUCGAUGGAUUUAGAUAAUGUUAGAAUUCACUCAGAGAUUGUCGAUGAAAAUGGUGGAUUUGACAAGGCAGAAGCAGAUAAUACAUUUGCUUUAGAACUACAAAAGAUUAUUCAACAAGAGACAGGUCAAAGCAAGGAUCCAAACCAUGACGUUCUGGCAGAAGCUCUAGCUACUGUAGAUGUCGACUUGCCUGAUGUUUCUAAUAUGUCCUCUCCUGGACUUGUUUACGCUACUGAGAAGCGCACAGAAGCGCCCAUAACUGACAAUAAGAAUUCGGAUCUUACUGUUGAACACAUAUUGGGAGACUUGCAAGUAGGAAACGAAGAAGACGAUGUUUUCACAAAGAAAUUGAAUAGCUUACUCUGCGACACUAAUGACAUGAAGCGUAGAUACGAGGAGGAUACCGAACAUCAACGAUCUUCUAACAAGAAGCAAAAGAGUGUUUAUGAAACAUUAUCUCCUCCGGAAUCCGUAUCACCAUUAUCUGACAAAAGUGAAACACAACAGGGUAAGGAAUCAAAUACUGAAAAGGACUACCUGCUACUAAGAAGAAAAGUUGCUUCGCCAAAAUUUUUGAAGCAAGCACCUUUACCACCUCCGCUAACUAACGAGUUCACUAUGAGGCAAGUGUCUGAAAUGAAGAAAAGAAUUAUCAAUACCCAUAAGUUAAUAUUAAAUUUCAAUUUUCUAAAGGAUGGCUAUGCAAGAACCUGUGAAGAAUUAAGUAAAACUGUCAUUAAGCUGAAAGAUAGUGAGUUUGACAGGGCUCGUUUAGUGAAAGAAAAUCAGGAUCUUAAGAAAUUGGUUUUACAAUUAAGCAAACAGUUGGCAGAAGGGAAAUGA
Messenger RNA from Kluyveromyces marxianus DMKU3-1042, 852 nucleotides. It is a transcript of the gene ATC1, whose product is annotated as Atc1p. NCBI's taxonomy places the organism in Eukaryota, Fungi, Ascomycota, Saccharomycetes, Saccharomycetales, Saccharomycetaceae. The transcript has a single exon. The record is from RefSeq and is a predicted model, not a curated record. Bases 1 to 852 code for a protein of 283 amino acids.